AUGUACCAACAAGACGAACCAGAAGUAAAUCUGGAACAGAUUCUGGAAAAGAUACGUUCCUUCAACCCGUUCAGGGGCAGGGGCGGUGGUGAAGGCGGUGGCCGCGGCAACGGCAUCGCCUAUUUCAUACUGGGGCUGUUCGCCGUGGGCAUCGUGUUCUGGCUGGGCACAGGAGUAUAUACUGUGCAGCCGGGCGAGGAAGCGGUGCUGCGGCAGGUGGGUCGGUAUUACGACACGACGGGUCCGGGGUUGCACUGGUUCUGGCCGACGCCCAUAGGCAAGCGCGAUGUGGUGAACGUUGACGAGGUGCGACGGCUGGAAAUCGGCGUGCGAGGUAGUGCGUCCAUUCCGGACGAAGCGCAUAUGAUAACCGGUGACCAGAAUAUCGUGGACGCGCAGCUGCUGGUGCAGUACAACAUCAAGAGUUCGCAGGACUUUCUGUUCAGGGCGGUUGAUCCCGGAGGACUUACGAUAAAGGACGCCGCGGAGACUUCGCUGCGCCAAGUCGUCGGUCAGCGCGCAAUCGACGAUGUGCUGACGAUUGAAAAGGAAGCUGUUCAGGAAGAUACACGCCUGAAGCUCCAAGAGCUGCUCGAUUUAUAUCAGACAGGCAUACAGGUUACUGAGGUCAAGUUGCUGAAUGUGCGCCCGCCGGAGCAGGUGCAGGACGCCUUUGACGAUGUGGUUCGCGCCCGCGAGGACAAGGACCGCAUUAUCAACCUUGCCGACGCUUAUAAGGAGUCGCAGCUACCUCUGGCAAGAGGUGAAGCAGCACGGCUCACCGAGGCGGCGGAGGCGUUCAGGGAGACGCGGGUGGCGCAGGCGACAGGUCAGGCUAACCGCUUCCUCGCGGUGCUGCAAGAGUACCGCAAGGCGCCGGAUGUUACGCGCCAAAGGCUCUACCUUGAAGCGAUGGAAGAGAUUCUGCCGGGCGUUACCAUGUUCGUCGUGGACGCGGACAAUGGCGGCAAUCUGUUGCAGCUUCUGCCUCUGAACGGUGCAGACAGUGGUACAACGCCGUUCAGCGUACCAACCCCGACAUCCAACUAG
Molecule: messenger RNA, 1050 nt
Organism: Geodia barretti
Lineage: Eukaryota; Metazoa; Porifera; Demospongiae; Tetractinellida; Geodiidae
Source: the annotation of a GenBank genome assembly